GAAUUGUUAACAGUUUGGACCAAUAUAUUUGUGGACCAAUACAUUUGCCAUGCCCAAUCCAUCACUGUAUCCAUCAGUCCAUCACACCCGCACUAUAUGGCAAAUUCUAUUUACAGCCACCAUUUUACUAAAUACAACCACAUUUUUUUUAAUAAAUCCAAUUAUACCCUUAAUUCCAUUCCCUCGAUUCUUUCUAAUGUCAUCUUCCCCAGGCUACCUACUGAAAUCAAUAGGGUGAAACUCCACGGACCAGCCAUAUAAGUUUAAGUUGAAUCAAUGUUCAAGAAGGAUCAGGAGUGGGCAUCGCUGGGACCAAGAAAGACCAUCUUUGCUGGGACACAGGUACUGUACAGAGCAGAGACACCGGCAAUGGGUUUGGAGCAGGCUGUCCUUCCCAGAGCUUUGAGCGCCCAUUAAUGGCGGACCUUCAAGGUUGAGCUUCAACAACUAAACCCAGAAUUACAGAAGGUGUAAUCAAAGCCUAGGCUUUCCUUGAGUGGUGGCGGGAGUAACUGGAGCGUGGAAGAGCGACCGGAGCGUGGCAGAGCGACUGGAGAGUGGCGGAGCGACCGAGAACUGGGCGGCGGCGCGACGGAGGUAGCAAAACUCGCCCCGGUGAUCGUCCAUCCUAGCACCGGAUCGGAGACCUUUGCUUCGUGUGACUUGAUCGAGCGUGGUGGAGCAAUGAAUUCCUGACUUUCCAGCAGCUGAACUAGAUUCAUCCACUUUUUCAGAUCCCGGUGAUUUCAUUAAUUUGUAUCCGGCAAUUUUCAUGAAGGUUUAGUAAAUGGUAACGAGGGUAAUUUAGACAUUUAAAGAUAUAUGUGAUUGUGUUUAGCAAAAGAAUGGCUUCAAAUAGAAUCACCCGCACUAUAUCAUCAGGGGAAUAACUUUGGGGUUUCUGAGAUCAACCGAUGCAUAUUCCACCGCAGCUCUCUCUCUCUCAUUUCGAAGGGGUGUCCCCAAUGUGGUUUUUAAUGGAUUUUAAAGGAUUAAGAUUUUUGUGGAAUCCUUUAGAUUCUAAUUGAGUCUAUGGAAUUUGAAAUCCCCUUGGAUUCUUUACCAGCUGCUUCUCGGAUCAACAACACCAAAAAUUCCAAUACGUCACUUCAUCCGCCAAAAAUUAUCUUUUAUCGUCUGCACAUAUGAAAUCAUCCUCUGGCAUAUGAAAAUUCUCUCUUGAAGCAUGGAUAUUAAGCAUAGGUUUUAGCGUAGGCAAAGACCAUGUUAAAACUGGCCGGCAGUUGAUGGACCUCGCUCUAGGGAUUUGAGGCUGUUUGAUUCUGUUUUUGUUGAUGCUCUAAAACGAAUUUCAUCCCUAAUUCCAUACCUUGUUUUGGAAUUGGAAACGUGCUGGGCGGAUUAAAACUCAAGAAACGAACAUUCAGUUGGCAGAUUUACUGUUCACGACGAAGAGACUUCUGCUUGGCCGUCCAAAUCGAUGUCUAAAUCUGAACUCCGUGCUUGGUAUGAUGCUCGUCAGUCUGUUGUGAACCACAGCUGAGCAGGGGGCACUAGAAAACCAAAAACGAAGGAUUGAAUUUUCUCAAUGGUGUGUUGUUUUCUCAAAGGUGCAGCACUGGGAGAGAACCUGCGGAUGUGGAGUUCAGCUCAAAGGUGUUGGCCGGUUUGUUCUUAACGUGAUACGUGAUAUAUGAGAUGGAUUUUGAAAUCCGACCAGGGUGGGAGAGAUUUUGGAGAAGUUGUCUUCUUCAAGGCCUAGCCAAAGGUUUCAGUAGUAAAAAAGAGAGUAAAGGUGAAUCGCUCGGCACAGAAGGGAGAAAAAGAUCAUGGAGCGGUGGAUGGGAUGCUUGUCGCACUGUAAAACCACGAAGAAAGAGAACUUCAGUAGCUCAGCAGACCGCGGCUAGCUGUCAACAACCGGAAUGCUUUCAUCGUCCUAUAAACUUCCGUCGUAUAGGUACGAUCGUGAUUCCUCUCAUUGUACACCUGCGUCCCAGUGAACGUGAGGAAGACCAAUAAAUAGAAUUUUAUAUAAAACUUUUUAGACUUAAAAUCUAGUUCUCGAUAUCAAUAUUUUCAUCAUAUAUUUUUAUGUCAUUUGAAGGUGAUGUGACUAAAAAAAUAACAGUCUUAAGCGAACUCAAGGAUAAAGAAACAGAAUAAAACAGGAAAAUAUCACUCUUUGGAGAACUGAAGGUGAUUUAUGAUUAUGAUUAGCAUUCUUUUGUCAUACAGGAAAUGUUUGAUCAUUUAAACAACUUGAAAUGUUUAAUCAGAAAAUUUUUGAUCAUUUAAGCAACUUGAAAUGUUUGAUUAAACACUUUUUUUACAAAUUCUUAAUUCUCACAUAUCUGGUACAACGAUUGAUUUUAUUUUCACAUAUCAUACAAUCUUUAAUCGAAUAAAACCACAGUUAUACUUUCACAGAUCAUACAAUAUGUUUUUCGUUUGUUUCCUGCCUAUCUCAGGUAACAAAAGAUAAGUAUUGAUUCAGUAUAUCCCAUUGUGUACGAAUGCUUGAGAACACAUAUAUUUUUAGAAUCAGUUAUUAUUAUGUUUUUCUAGCCCGUGAAAAGAUUUGUAAAAAUCAGCAAGUUUUUAGUGUCCCUAUUUGUUUUAAAAGGAAAUUUUAUUUACAUUGUAUCACAAAAAUCAGAUGCAUGCAACUUGAUUUCUAAACAAAAUCAAAGUUGCUACUAACAUUUGUAUAUAAUUAUUUAUAUACACUACUACAAAACACAAUUUUUCUUUAUCUACAACAUCUUUUUAAGACAUUUAAUGCAACCGGCUUGUUUUUUAACUUAAGCUCAUAUGUCUAAAUAUUCUCUUCCGCAAGAAUUAAAAAUAGGAAUCUAAAUAAGUAAUAAUCCAGUACCUCCAAUCUGGAAAAUCUUUUUGUAAGCUAUCAAAUGUUCCUUUUUUUAAAAUUAUUUUGAUCACAUUCAGAUUUAAUUCACAAAUUUAUCGUUGAUGAUCCUUUUUUUAUUCUGUAUCGCUAAAUAUGGUUGAACUUUAUUAAUCAUGAUAAUGAAAUGUCGCUGGCAGCAAAUCUAAUACAAAUAAAAAACGGUUAGGAAAACAAAGUCUAAUAUUGGAAGAUUCAAAUCUAAAACAUACCUCCUGAUCAUGGGACAUUCAUAUAGCUCGGACCUUCCCUGCCCAAUUUGUUUUGCUUUUGUCCACUUCUUUUGUCAAAGUAUACUAAGGGAGUGUUUGCAACAGCUUCUGCUUUAAAAAAAGCACUUUUGGAGUGAUUUGGAAAAAGUGAUUAUUUGUAAAAGUUGAUAGUGUUUGAGAAAAAAGUGAUUUUGAAAAGUAAAAGUUGGUAGUGUUUGGUAAAAUAAGUGAUUUUGGUGUAUAAAAAGUGAAAAAGCACUUUUGACACAAAAGCCGAGAAAAAUAAAAAAUUGGUAGUGUUUGGUAAAUAAGUGCUUUUUUAAGCCAAAAGCUGAGAAGUGCUUUUUUUAAAGUGGUUGCAAACCAGCCUUAAGCCAUUCUUUAUUUUUCUUGAGUCAGAAUAUCUUAGGCUGAAAACUGAGUUGCUGAUCUCAUUCUAUACCUAUUUAUACAGGGAUUUGUUUCUGAUCUCAUUAAGCUAAGCAUACAGAUGCAUUAAGGCUAUGUUUGCCUUUGCUUGUGCUUCUCAAAAGUGCUUUUUUUAAGAGAUUGUUGAAAAAGUGAUUGAGAAAAAAAGUAGGUAGUGUUUGAAAAUAGAAGUGAUUUUGAGUAAAUUGUAAAAGUUGAAGUGUUUGAUAAAAAAGUGAUUUUUGUGGGCCAAAUAUUGUUAAAAGACAAAAACGUCCUUUUGAAUCCAACUGUUUCUCUUUCUCUCUUGACCUGCGACCUCCUCUUUCUUUCUCGACCAGCGGCCUGCUCUAUUAUUUUAUUUUAUUUUUUUGAAAUCCUCCUCUUAUAUGUAUCUAUACAAAUUCGUUGGCAUCCUAUUAAAACCCAAACUCACUCAAAGUAUGUUGAAUCUGCAAGUCUGUAAUGUGUGUAUACAUAUAUAUAAAUAUAUAUAUUCAAAGUAUUAGCAAAUCGGCCCAUACUUCUGGAGGCAUGGUAUGGCAAAUGAAGCUUCUCUCAAUUUGUAUUGAUAAAAUCAUGGUUGGAGAGCAUGGCUUCAUUCACACACGGAUCUUCAAAAUUGAAACUUGAGAUGUUUGUGUUUUGUUUCAAGAAAGAGAAGGCAGAGAGGGAAUACGACAGUGGAAGGGACGGGUAGGGUACUUCUGGAACAAUAAACAUUUUAGAAUUAUUAUUAUUACGAAAACACCAAGAAGCAAAUAAAAGCAGCUCCGACUUGCUUCUAGCUUUUGGGCUAAAGUUGCUUAAGUAAAAGCAGAAGUUACCAUUUACAAACACUCCUAAUAGCUUUUCUAAAGUUAAAAGCUACAAAAGUGCUUUUUAAAGCUGCCGCAAACACAGCCUAAAUGCUCUACAUUUGGAGACUUGAAGUUGCCUACAAAACACCCAAUCGGGCGCGUUAUUAGAAGAGGAACCGUUGUGCAGUACUUUAUUGCUACUCAUGUAAUUGCCGAUUGCCUAUGAGUAAAUUUAUUAAAAUGUGAAAAUUGUAAUUAUGAUUCUGGAAUCUUCUGACUUUGGGCGGGAACUUCCUCAGGAAGCUUUCUUUUGCUUUUAUAUUAUAAUAAUAACUAGUAU
Molecule: messenger RNA, 4629 nt
Organism: Cuscuta epithymum
Lineage: Eukaryota; Viridiplantae; Streptophyta; Magnoliopsida; Solanales; Convolvulaceae
Source: the annotation of a GenBank genome assembly